Drosophila persimilis is the source of this 1468-nucleotide messenger RNA. Its product is annotated as actin, clone 302. The coding region runs from base 1 to 1362 and encodes 453 amino acids. Lineage: Eukaryota; Metazoa; Arthropoda; Insecta; Diptera; Drosophilidae. The transcript has 2 exons. The record is from RefSeq and is a predicted model, not a curated record.
AUGAAAGCCAUCAAAGAGUUCAAUGCUUUGCCUGGUGUCCAGACUCAUUCGUGCAACGACUCUGCCACGACUCUGAGUGUUACGAUAUUCACCAGUGAAGAGAUCUCCUCCCAAAAAAUAUAUUUUACAAAAAUUAUUCAACUCUUGGAAAAAGAGCUAUUUUGGAUAUACCGCAGGCCUGAAACCAUUCAGAUCGAGAAUCGAGGAUCGCGAAUCGAGGCGAUGGCUGCUCUGGUUAUGGACAUUGGCUCGGGGAUUUGCAAAGUCGGUUUUGGUGGGGAUGAUGCUCCGACCGCCAUCUUCCCAUCGAUUGUCGGCCGACCCCGUCACGUGACUGCAAUGUUGGGAAUUGGGUCAAACCGUCCGUAUGGAGCAGGCCGUGUCGAAGCCUAUGUGGGCGAUGAGGCGCAGAAGUCCCGCGGUGUGCUGGCCCUGAAGUAUCCCAUAGAGCGGGGCGCUGUCGUUGACUGGGAUGACAUGGAGAAGAUCUGGCAUUACGCCUUCCACAACGUCAUGGGGGUGGCGCCGGAGGAGCAUCCCGUGCUGCUGGCAGAGCCACCGCUGAACGCCAAGGCCAGCCGCGAGACGGUGACCCAGAUCAUGUUCGAGAAGUUCGACACCCCGGCCAUGUACCUGGCCGUCCAGGCGGUGCUCACCCUGUACGCCACUGGCCGCACCACCGGCAUGGUGGUGGACUCCGGCGACGGGGUCACCCACAGCGUUCCCAUCUUCGAGGGCUAUGCCGUGACGCACGGCGUCUCGCACCUGGAGCUGGCAGGACGCGACCUCACCGACUACAUGAUGAGGAUCCUGCACGAGAGUGGCAGCUCGUUCCAGACCACCGCCGAGCGGGAGAUCGUGCGAGAUCUCAAGGAACGGCACUGCUAUGUCGCCCUGGACUUUGACCAGGAGAUGCACAAGGCGUCGGUCGAUUCUUCGCUGCAAAAGUCCUACCAGCUGCCCGACGGACAGACGGUUUCCGUCGCCAGCGAGCGUUUCCGAUGCCCCGAGGCGCUGUUCCAGCCGGGGCUCCUGGGCGUGGAGUCCUGUGGCGUUCACGAGGCCACAAAUAAGUCCAUUCUGAAGUGUGAGGUCGACAUUCGCAAGAAUCUCUACAACAACAUUGUGCUCUCCGGCGGCACCACCAUGUUCGCGGGCCUGCCGGAGCGUCUGCAGAAGGAGCUGAACCUCCUGGCGCCUUCCACCACGAGAAUCAAGAUAGAUGCCCCUUCAGAUCGCAGCAUCUCCGUGUGGCUCGGCGGCUCGAUUCUCUCCUCGCUCUCGGUGUUCCAGCAGAUGUGGGUCACCAAAGAGGAUUACGAUGAAGUGGGCCCCAGCAUAGUGCACCGAAAGUGUUUCUAGGGAGAAGACUAUCAAAAGCACUACAUUUAGGGUUCCUCGUGUUAGCCAUUACUUAUUGUAUUCCAAAUUUAUGUGGAAUUUAUUUGUUUUAAAUAUACUUUAGGAA